GGGGGGGGUCUGGUGUGUGAGAGAGCUUGCACACAACGUUCCGCAGGCCGUGUCUCGGAGGUGGGUGAAGAUGGGCACACCGGCGUUGCCUGAUCUCGGACAGCAUUGCUCCAGGGUCGACUGCCACCAGCUUGACUUCCUGCCCUUCACCUGCGACGCCUGUCACAAGGUCUUUUGUUUAGAGCACCGUCAAUACAAAAGCCACAAUUGUCCCAAUACAAAGGACCACGAUGUGACAGUUAUAGUGUGUCCCGUGUGUCACAAAUCCAUCCGCACUGUGGCUAACGAAGAUGAGAAUGUUACGUGGGAUCGCCACGUUCGGACAAACUGCGACCCAAGUAACUAUGAAAAGGCCACCAAGAAACCUAGAUGUCCUGUUCGAGGGUGCAAAGAGAUCCUUGUCUUCUCCAACAAAGUGUUGUGCAAUGACUGCAAGAGAGAGGUGUGUUUGAAGCACCGGUUUGGCUUGGAUCAUGGGUGUGAAGACUUUAGAAAAGCUAAUAGAAGUAAUUGGGGCAUUAGUGAUUAUGGGAACAUGUUCAUGAAGAGUUUCAAGGAGAGAAAAGCGCCUGUAGUGCAAUCAAAUGGCAAUUCAAAACUGCCUGCCAAUGGAGCAUCGUCUGUUCAAUCAGGGUCAAUAAAAGGGGCUUUUUCAGGCCUGUUCUCUUCUGUAGAGGCAGGAAUAAACAAAUUGGGACUGGCGACUUCAAGCUCAGGAACGAGCCAUGGGAAUGCAGUAGGAAGACAAACGCCGUCUGAGCCUCUGAAGGGAUCAAGUGGUCAGGCAUCGAAAACAGAGGAAUGUCCACAGUGUCGGGCCCGGUUCGCUAAUGUGGCACAGCUAAUAAAACAUGUCGAGACAAUGCACGACACUCCUAAUCAAGAAAUGCUGGAUGAGUGCCCUAAAUGUGGCCGGAAGUUUAGAGAUCCUAUUCAGUUAGUCAACCAUGUGGAGAGGGAUCAUGGUGGUAGCUCUUCAUGACAUGGCGAUGAUUUUUUUUUCCCUUUUUUAUUUUUUUAUUUUUUUAUUUUUUUAAUCUAGAUUCAAGAGUUGUUAGGGUUCCCAUGUUGAGGUUUUCAUUUCUUGCAGGUUUUAUUCUUCAUUUCAAUUCACUGUAGCCACGAAGUGAUUCGAUCAGGUAUUACAAAAAUAACCUAACGGAUUUAUUUGUUUGUUGUUGUUCUCGCCCAUAUCACAAAUCCCAACUUUACCAUACGUUUUUUUUGCUUUUCUUGAUGGUUAUUUUAGGCUAUAGUAGUGUUCUCUAUACAACCACUUUGGCCAGCCUAAGUUUACUAGCACGCAGGUAAAAUCAGGGUGUCCUUUCGAAAAGCUACAGUCUUCAAAAAUCUGAUUGUCAAUCAUACAAGGACAAUGAAAUGCCUGUUGUCAA
Molecule: messenger RNA, 1394 nt
Organism: Physcomitrium patens
Lineage: Eukaryota; Viridiplantae; Streptophyta; Bryopsida; Funariales; Funariaceae
Product: zinc finger AN1 and C2H2 domain-containing stress-associated protein 13
Cellular component (GO): cytoplasm
Molecular function (GO): zinc ion binding
Source: RefSeq, a predicted model, not a curated record